Molecule: messenger RNA, 568 nt
Organism: Leptonychotes weddellii (Weddell seal)
Lineage: Eukaryota; Metazoa; Chordata; Mammalia; Carnivora; Phocidae
Gene: CEBPZOS
Product: CEBPZ opposite strand
Source: RefSeq, a predicted model, not a curated record
GGCGGGGCCAACGCCAGGAGGGGCGGGGCUGUGCCAAACCCUGCGCACGCGCAGUCGUGCGUGUUAGCUCCUCAGGAUGGCCCGCACUAUGGAACCAGUGGCAAAGAAGAUCUUUAAAGGAGUUUUAGUAGUUGAACUCUUGGGCGUUUUUGGAGCUUAUUUUUUGUUUAAUAAGAUGAACACAAGCCAAGAUUUCAGGCAAAUAAUGAGCAAGAAAUUUCCCUUCAUCUUGGAAGUUUAUUACAAAUCCAUUGAACAGUCUGGAAUGUAUGGAGUCAGACAGCAAGAUCAAGAAAAAUGGUUGAAUAGCAAAAAUUAGGACCAGUCAUCACGUUCAGCCUCCCAUCUAAGCUGUUUGAGACCUUUGUGGGGGAGAAGAAAGAUGAGCACAUCACAUUGCAGACUCCUGGCCCCACAGAACAAAACAGGAACUUCUGGUCUGCCAUGGCUCACAGUCAUUUCCCAUCCCCUGUGCAAAUCCCCUGCUUUUGUUUGUUGCUUUCCUUUGGCAUUUAUUAUUAAAGACUACUGUUUAACAAAUAAAAGACUAGGAGAAGAAAUGAACAAA